This is a messenger RNA of Zingiber officinale, 3455 nucleotides long. RefSeq lists its product as uncharacterized. NCBI's taxonomy places the organism in Eukaryota, Viridiplantae, Streptophyta, Magnoliopsida, Zingiberales, Zingiberaceae. The record is from RefSeq and is a predicted model, not a curated record. Bases 629 to 3292 code for a protein of 887 amino acids. Gene Ontology annotation, molecular function: DNA binding; protein dimerization activity. The transcript is spliced from 8 exons.
UCACUGAUCCAAGAGAACCGACGCGGUUCUGAGUGCCGAGUCAAGAUACCGAUCCGGGUCAAGUUCUCAGUUCGCUCCCUAUCCACAGCGAACUCGCCCUACGCCCUGCUCCGAGUCAACGCGCGAGGACGAGGCGAGGUGACGAGCGGCGAGACGACGACGCCGCCGGAACGGGAAGAUGAAGCCCCCGCCGGGGUGGCAGGGACCUCGCUAGAACUUCGGCGAAAUAUCUUUUCAGAAGAAAUUGCUGCUUCUGCUGCUGCUGUUUUCACUUUCAAAUUUCAAAAUGUCAGUUCUAGCAGAGUUACUGAAUAAUAGUCUGAUUUGUAACUUACUGUGGAAGGUCCUCAAUGCUACGUGAUGUGUUGCGGAUAUAGUGAUGUGCAUUAGCAAAACUACCUUGUGGAUGUGCAAUGAAAGCUCCAUGCCUAUCAGUAGGAUGCUAAAGUUAUAGAAAAGUUCAUGUUCUUUAUGCAAAUCUGGAUUAUUGGUGCAUGCAUUGGAGUAUUCCAGAACUAAGUUGUGUUUGCUGCAUCCAAAGGACACACGGAAAUGCCUUCAUUAUCAUAGGUAAGGACAUUGAUCUACUUUGUGUUUUCCUAAGAAGGCUGAAUCAGAAGUUUCUAAAAUGGUUGAAGAAAUUGCUUCCCUUCGAUCAUCAGGCUUCACUGACCCUGGUUGGGAACAUGGGUCUGCGCAAGAUGAUAGAAGGAAAAAAGUGAUGUGCAACUACUGUGGAAAAGUAGUUAGUGGAGGAAUCUAUCGUUUGAAACAACAUUUGGCUAGAAUAUCAGGUGAAGUUACAUACUGCAAGAAGGCUCCUGAAGAUGUAUUCAUAAAAAUGAAAGAAAACCUAGAGAGCUAUAAGUCGUACAGAAAAAGACAAUUAGAAGACAAAGUACAGUCUUCUUUUGAUUUACACAUGAAGCAUGAGGAUGAAGAGGAUCAAGGUUAUAUGCAGAAGGGAAGGGAAACUAGAAAAUCUAGAAGCUUAGUAACAAGUAUUGCACCUCUUAAAUCAUUAGGUUAUAUUGAUCCUGGAUGGGAACAUGGUAUUGCACUGGAUGAAAAGAAAAAGAAAGUGAAAUGCAAUUAUUGUGGAAAAAUAGUUAGCGGUGGAAUAAAUCGUUUUAAACAGCAUUUAGCCAAAAUUCCAGGGGAAGUUGCAUACUGUAAGAUGGCACCGGAGGAAGUAUAUCUUAAGAUGAAAGAUAAUAUGAAAUGGCAUCGUACUGGAAAGAGGCAAAAACCUGAAACCAAGGAAAUUGCUGCUCCCUAUAUAGAUUCUGAGAAUGAGGAUGAGCGUGCAAAUGACAGGAUCAGCGUAAUCCAUACAGUUGAUGAUCAAGAUGUUUCUACCACUAAAACCAUAAAGACAAGAUCCAGGAAGAGGUCAUCUGGAAAUGGUAUAAGUGAUGAAGAAAUACAGCCGAAACAGAUGGCUCCCGAUCCUUUGCUUUUGAACGCACAAAACAUUUGCUACCCACUAUCCUACAAGCUAUCAAAACAAAAAAGAAGCUCCAACAAAAGAGUUCGUAAAGAAGUUCUUUCUGCAAUUUGCAGAUUUUUCUACUAUGCUGCAAUACCUUUCAAUGUUGCCAACUCUCCAUACUUCCAUAAGAUGCUGGAAUUAGUUAGUCGACAAGGAAAUGGAUUUAGCAGCCCCACAAGCAGACUAAUUUCAGGUCGAGCUCUCCAAGAUGAAAUUCAAAAUACAAAAGAAUUUCUUGCAGAGAUUAAGGCUUCUUGGGCUACUACUGGUUGCAGUAUUAUGGCAGAUAGUUGGAAGGAUGUGCAGGGAAAGACAACAAUCUCCUUCCUUGUAUCUUGCCCGAGAGGAAUGUAUUUCAUGUCCUCUGUCGAUGCUUCUGACUCAAUAAAAGAUGUGAAAUUCCUUUUUAAAUUACUGGACAAGGUGGUAGAGGAGGUUGGCGAGGGGAGCGUGGUACAGGUAAUUACAGAAAAUACUGCAUGCUAUAAAGCCGCUGGAAAGCUGCUAGAAGAGAAGAGAAAAACUAUAUUUUGGACACCUUGUGCUUCUUACUGCCUCAAUCAAAUUCUAGAGGAUUUUACAAAGAUAAAAUGGGUUAGCGAGUGCCUUGAGAAAGGCCAAAAGAUUACCAGGCUCAUUUACAACCACACUUGGCUGUUACAUUUAAUGAAAAAAGAAUACACAGCUGGGAAGGAACUUCUUAGACCCUCUAUUACAAAGUUCGCUACCAGCUUUCUUACUUUGCAAUCAUUGCUCGACCAGCGGACUGCUCUAGAAAGAAUGUUACACUCUGCCAAAUGGAUUAGUUCCCAAGUAGCCAAAUCAGAUGAGGGAAAGGAAGUAGAGAAGAUCAUCUCUACCUCUAAGUUUUGGAAGAAAAUGCAAUAUGUAUGUAAGUCUGUCAGCCCUGUUGUCCAAUUGCUCAUCAGAGUUGGGACUAGUGAUAGCUUCUCCAUGCCAUCGAUCUAUAAUGACAUCUUCCGAGCAAAGCUUGCUAUUAGAUCAGUUCAUGCUGAUGACGAACAGAAGUAUGGCCCAUUUUGGGGUGCUAUUGAUAACCAUUGGAAUUCUUCAUUUCAUCACCCUCUCUAUGUUGCAGCAUAUUUCCUUAAUCCGUCAUGUCGGUACCGUCCAGAUUUCAUGGCGAUUCCAGAGGUUAUCCGUGGCUUAAAUGAAUGCAUAACACGGUUGGAACCAGACACUGGGAAGAGAAUUUCUGCUGCUGCACAGAUCUCUGACUUUGUUUAUUCAAAAGCUGAUUUCGGGACCAACUUGGCUUUAAGCACGAGAAUGGACCUAGACCCAGCUGCUUGGUGGCAACAACACGGCAUAAACUGCCUUGAGCUACAGCAUAUCGCCAUUCGCAUAUUAAGCCAGUCUUGUACGUCCGUCGGUUGCGAGCACAACUGGAGCACAUUUGAUACCAUUCAAAGUACAAGGCACAGCCAGUUUGCUCAAAAGAAGCUGAAUGAUUUUGCCUUUGUCCACUACAACUUACGCCUCAGGGAGCGCGAGAGGCGCACUAAAAGAUCGAUCGAUGAGUCUGUAUCCCUCGACGGUGUCUUCCUUGAAGAUCUCUUGGAUAACUGGAUUGUGGAUGUCGAUCAACCAGCUUCGCAUGAAUAUGAGGAUGUUCUUUAUCAUGAGGUGGAAGAAAUCAGUCAGAAUGAGAACAUCAAUGGAGAGCCAAAUAUUGCAGAACUAUUCCAGACAUCAAGUGCUCUUCCUGCUGGAGAUGGAGUUGCAUCAGAUGAAGAUGAUGCUGGCCUUGAUUUCCUUGAGGACAAUUUGAAUGAUUAGUGUGUAGCAACCACAUAACUGUAAAAAAAAAUGGUAGAUGGUAGAUGAACAUAAUUAGCAAAUAGGAUUAUUGGGAAUUACUGAACAGCAAGUCCAAUAAUGUAGUUUCAUGAAAUAUAUGAAUUGAUUGGUAGAGUACCACAUUAGUCUUUUUGAAAAUUUA